AUGAAAGAUUCACCCGCCCCCUCUAGUGUUCCGGCGAAGAGUCUCUCCGCCUCGCCACCAGCAUCGGGUUCUUCGCCUCAGCGAGACACCUAUCUGCUUCCCACAGCAUUCCGGCAGGAGCUGUAUCCUUUGAAAUAUAUACUACGAGGGCAUGAGUCUCCAGACGCUCUGCUCAAGGAUCGCCCUCGUUCUGAGGGACGAUCCUGCCUCCCACGCUGUCCCACCCGCCUCCUCUGUGUUAGAUCCCGAGGGUUCACACAGGAAGCACGGCGGGGCUGUGAGGUUGAGUUGGAUGAAGUCGAUGAAGAUCCCACUCUGGUGCAAGCCCCACGAUCCCCUCGGUCUUCCGAUAUAGCGUCUGCGCCAGUACAAUGGCUCUGCGAGUCACAAAAAGUCACCAGUGAUCUGAUUAAUAACCGCUCUAUUUCAGAUCAGUGCUCAGAGGAGAACCCCGCCCCCGUUGCUCCAGCUCCGCCAAAGACAGCGAGUCAUCAAAUAGUUUCUGUGCUGUGUUCAAAUAGAGAACGUUCUCACAAGAAACAGAAAUGCAUUCGCUCCCUGAAGACUCACCAUAUGACACUGUCAAACCUCACUAUGACACUGCUUCCGGCAGUAUGUUUGUGUGCCCAGGGGAAAUAUGCAUUUAAGCUGCUGAAUGAUUUAUUUAAGAAUUACACCAAUGCAUUGAGGCCCGUGGAGGAUACGGACAACAUCAUUAACGUCACCUUGCAGAUUACUCUCUCCCAGAUCAUUGAUAUGGAUGAAAGAAACCAGAUUCUCACAACAUACCUGUGGAUUCGUCAGGUGUGGUUUGAUGCCUACCUCACCUGGAAUAAGACAGACUACGAUGGGCUUGAUACCAUACGUAUACCUAGUAGUUAUGUAUGGAGACCUGAUAUUGUCCUAUAUAACAAUGCAGAUGAACAGUUCUCCAGCUCCAUGGAGACCAAUGUGGUGAUCCACCAUGACGGCCAGAUUUUGUGGGACCAGCCAGCAAUAACCAAGAGCUCCUGCAAAGUGGAUGUGUCUUUUUUCCCCUUUGAUGCACAGCAGUGCCGCUUCACCUUUGGUUCUUGGACCCACAAUGGCAACCAGAUGGACCUUCACAACUCUCUGGACAGUGCUGAUCUGGCUGACUUUGUGGAGAACGUAGAGUGGGAGGUUUUGGGAAUGCCAGCUAAGAAGAACGUUAUUCUUUAUGGCUGCUGCUCAGACCCCUAUCCAGAUAUCACCUAUACGCUUCACCUGAAGAGAAGAGCUACCUUUUAUAUCUUCAAUCUGCUCAUACCUUGCAUGAUGAUCUCCUUCCUGGCUCCGCUGGGCUUCUACCUGCCAGCUGACUCUGGAGAGAAAGUGUCUUUAGGGGUCACAGUGUUACUGGCCCUUACUGUCUUUCAGCUAUUGGUCGCCGAAAGCAUGCCUCCUUCAGAGAACGUGCCACUCAUUGGCAAAUAUUACAUUGCCACAAUGACCAUGAUCACAGCUUCAACUGCCUUAACCAUCUUCAUUAUAAACAUCCACCAUUGUGGGCCAGAGGCCCAACCUGUUCCUGCCUGGGCACGGCGCUUUAUCCUGCACUACCUGGCUCGGAUUUGCUUUGUUUAUGACAUGGGGGAGGACUGCCUGUCGACUCAUCCAGACAAACCUGCUCAGAAGGGAAACAACUGCACUAUUAACAGCCAGGCCAGAGGAGAAGACUUUGCUUUGAGGGUACAAAGUGUUUCAGCCAGUGAUGUAUGUCCACAUAAGACAAAAGACAAAUUGAAUGAAGAUGUCAGUCCAACGUUAUCUCUCGGUCCUGGAAAGGAGUGCCCCAGUGGCUGGACAGAAGGUACCACUGUGGGCAUGGACCAUGGAGAGACUGCAGGAGCUAAAGAUGGAUGUGGAGGAAGAUUCAGGGAGGGUGGAGUGGGUGGAAAAAAAUCAGUGAAGAAGAGAGAAAUACUUCUUGAAGGUCAGUGUAUCUGCCAUCACCAAACACUCCUGAGGAAUAUUGAGUACAUCGCUAACUGUUACUACGACCAGAAGGCCACACAGAGACGGAGUGGGGAGUGGCGGAAAGUUGCCAAAAUCAUGGAUCGCUUCUUUAUGUGGAUAUUCUUUAUCAUGGUCUUUCUCAUGAGUUUGCUGAUUAUAGGGAAAGCGGUUUGAAACAUUGAAAGGAAAGGCAUCAAGGGCCUCAUGCAUCAAAGCCUGCAUAGUUAACAUAGGAAAAGUCCAUACAAAUGGCAGGAUUUGUGUAUGCAGAAAAUCUGUUAGCUGUACUAAAAAUACAAUGUGCAUUUCUUGAAGAAAAUACUAGUGCUUGCAAGGCAGCAAAACAAUAGUGUUAAAGUUUUUGGUAAGAUUAAAUUUUAAGUCUUGUUUUUAGUGCGCCACACAUAAAAAUCAACACAAAGUCACUGUUCAGUCUAAAAUUGGCUAUAAAUUGUUAAAUAUAUGCAAGGACAAGACCAAUCACAAUUCAGUAUAACAUUUUUUUAAAUAAUAAGACCAAUAACAAUUUACAAAGCAAAUAUGAGAAUUAUGUCAGUCAGCAUUCUAUCAACGUAAGUCAAAGGGAGAUUUUUUUUAACUUUUUCCUUACAUUUCUUAAAAAUUAUACAUUUUACUAAAAUAAAAAAUAGACAGCACAUUUUUUUUCAAAGAAAGUUUAAAUAUAGCCUGUAUAUUAAGUGAUUCGAGCUGAAAUUAAUUGCAAAAGUUUAAUAUUUACAGUUAGAAGUUUAGAAAAAAUCCCUAACUUGAUUGUUUGAGGAAUAUCAGUACUGCCUUGCAAAACACACAUACACACAAACGCAUGCACGCACACGCACACACAAAAGAAUUCUCAGUGGCAACCAGAUUACUGUAAGUCAAAUUAUUAUUAUUUUAUAUAAUAUGUGCUUAGGAAGUCUCUUUGGAAUGAAACAUUUAUACAAGAGGCCCUUGGGACAGUCAGUGAGGCAGGGGAUUCAAAAUCACAAAUUUAUUUAUUUAUGUAUUAAUUUUCAUUAAUCAUUAAUAAUAUAAUUUUUGGCAUAGACUUUUCGUGAUUUUCAUUUUAAAAUUUAGCAAAGUCCUUUGAAAAUCGCUGCCCUAUAGGAGUCAGUUGUUUUUCAAGUAAUGUGUUAGUGGCAAUGAAACUGACUGAGUUUACUAAUUGCAGAGAAAACAAAACUCUGUAGCCAACAGCCAAGCAAUCAGCCAACCAUUUUCUUUUUGAUAAAUGACACUGAUGCUCUCAGAUUUUGUGCAACAAUUUUUUUCUUUUUAUUGAAACAACAUAGAGAAAUUGAUCUGGAAUUUCAGAGAAGAUUGACAAAUGGAGCCAAAUCCACAGUAUUUCUGUGCUUUGCCCUCUGUACCACAGACUGUUUGAGAUGUAUCCCACAACCUUUUGCCUGUUACUGCAUGUGAGCCAUAGUACUACUACUUGAUUUGUGACCACCUGUAGCUGAAAAUCAUGUUCUAUGUAUACUGUAUGCACAAUAUAUUAAAUGUUUAGAAACAGAAUUUAAUUGCUUAGUUAUGCUUAGCCAGUUAUCUUUGUGUGAGACAGAGAAUCUUUGAAUGAAUCACAAAGAUAAAAAUAUUCCUACACUGUAAACAGUUGCCAGGAUUUUACAAGAUUUACCGGAAAUGUAUCACAAUAUAAUACUGUAUUCUGAAUUAUACUGUGAAAUCCAUGCAGGCUAGUUCACAACAAACUGGAAACAAAAGCUCUGCAUUGUGGGAUAAUAGUGUACAUAGUUGUCAAAAUUUGUCACCAGUGAUUAGUCUUUCCUUUGGCUAGGCAUUAUUUACUAUUAAUCAAUUUUCUAUCAGCCAAUGUAAUUGUGUACUAGUAGAACACAAUUGGUUGAACUGUGCUGCAUGGAGAAAAUAAGCUACAUGUCAAUUUAAUGAUUAACUCUAA
Messenger RNA from Myxocyprinus asiaticus (Chinese sucker), 3898 nucleotides. RefSeq names its product neuronal acetylcholine receptor subunit alpha-9-like. The transcript is spliced from 7 exons. Gene Ontology annotation, molecular function: transmembrane signaling receptor activity; acetylcholine-gated monoatomic cation-selective channel activity. NCBI's taxonomy places the organism in Eukaryota, Metazoa, Chordata, Actinopteri, Cypriniformes, Catostomidae. The coding region runs from base 1 to 2151 and encodes 716 amino acids. The record is from RefSeq and is a predicted model, not a curated record. Gene Ontology annotation, biological process: chemical synaptic transmission; monoatomic ion transmembrane transport; nervous system process. Gene Ontology annotation, cellular component: neuron projection; synapse; postsynaptic membrane.